UGCGCUCAGUCGCGUUUGAGCUUUGGUGCCGUUCAGUUGUAAUCCGCGCAGAGUUCUCAAGCCUUAAUUUUGUUCACGCGACGCUGGAAGCAACACAAAUAAUUGGCUAAAUAACUGUUAUAAAUUUACGGUGUGUGUGAACGUGGUAUCAAAAGGAUCAAUACUAAAAUUUGAAGAAAAGCUACAAAAUAAAAAAGACAAUUCAAGUGCCGUUAUAGAAUGCAAAAUUCAUAAAUUUUAAAUCCAAAUAAACACAAAAACAAGCUGCUAGAAAUACCGGAACUGCCAAACUUAAAGACUGACAUCUUCUGGUGGGUUAAGCAAGACCCACACGGAACACAUUCAAGGACCAAAGCCUCUAAAACUCAUUCCGAAUAUGUUUUAGUAGCUUAGAAGAACAAACCGCAACGCAAUGUUUCUGCCUGUCAAAUCGAAUCACACCGCCGACUCGAGUGGCAACAAUGAGGAUGUCACCACCACCAGCAACAAUUCCACACAGACGCCCAGCGAUCUGAGCCCACCGGGUCCCAAUGAGGAGGUGCUGCCACAGGCGCACCAUCAAAAUCCGGGACACUGCAUCGCCUCCUUUGCUGCCAUCAAUCAGAUGAGAAAUAAUGCACAGCUCUGCGAUGUGCGCCUCGAGGUGGGCGGCGAGACCAUCAAUGCGCAUCGCGUGGUGUUGGCUUCCGUCUCGCCUUACUUCUAUGCCAUGUUCAAUGAUGAUAUGCUCGAGCGUACACAGGGCCUGGUGCGUCUGCAUGAUGUGGACAGCUCGGCGCUGCGUCAGCUGAUCGACUACACCUACACAGGUGAGAUAACCAUAACGGAGCAGAAUGUCCAGGUGCUGCUGCCGGCAUCGGGUCUGCUGCAGAUGCACUCGGUGCGUGAUGCUUGCUGCAAGUUUCUGCUGCGCCAGCUGCAUCCAUCCAACUGCCUGGGCAUACGCAGCUUCGCCGAUGCCCACUCCUGCAAGGAGCUGCACACACGCUCCCACAAAUAUGCGCUGCAGAACUUCCAGCAGGUGGUGGGAACGGAGGAGUUUCUGCUGCUGCCCUUCGAGGAGGUCAAGGAAUUGAUAUCGAACAGCCAGCUGAACAUUAGCUCCGAGGAGAAGGUGUUUAUGGGCGUGCUGAGCUGGGUGAAACACGAUCUGGCCAACCGUCGACUGCACAUUGCCGAGCUCAUGUCACAUGUUCGCUUGCCUCUGGUCAGCCGCGAUUUCCUGAUGAGCUGCGUCGAGACGGAGACACUGAUGCGUGACGACUCCGAGUGCAAGGAGCUGCUGCUGGAGGCCAUGAAAUACCAUUUGCUGCCGGAGCAGCGCAGCCUGAUGGGCAGCCAGCGCACCCAGGAGCGACGGCCCGAGGGCAUGAGACCCUACAUCUUUGCCGUGGGCGGUGGCAGUCUCUUUGCCAUACACAACGAGUGCGAGGUCUAUAAUCCGCGCUGCAACAGCUGGUCGCCCGUGGCGCCGAUGCUCUGGCGUCGCUCCCGCUCCGGUGUUACUUCGCUGCACAAGCAGCUCUAUGUGGUGGGCGGCUAUGAUGGAGUCAGUGACCUGGCCACGGCCGAGUCCUACAAUCCGUUGACCAACAAGUGGAGCAACAUCACACCGAUGGGCACCAAGCGCAGCUGCCUGGGCAUCUGUGCCUACGAUGGCCUGAUCUUUGUCUGCGGCGGCUACGAUGGCGCCUCCUGCUUGAGCAGCAUGGAGCGAUACGAUCCACUGACGGGCAUCUGGAGCUCCUGCCCGGCCAUGAGCACGCGACGUCGCUACUGUCGCCUGGCCGUGCUGGAGAAUCAAAUCUAUAGCCUGGGCGGCUUCGACUCCACCAACUAUCAGUCGAGCGUGGAGCGCUUCGAUCCACGCGUGGGUCGCUGGCAGCCCGUGCCCAGCAUGACGGCUCGGCGCAGCAGCUGUGGCGUCGCCUCCACCGAUGGCCAUCUGUACUGCAUUGGCGGCAACGAUGGCACCAUGUGCAUGUCCAGCGGCGAACGAUUCAAUUUGCGGCGCAACUGCUGGGAGCCCAUAGCAGCGAUGCAUUCGCGCAGAUCCACGCAUGAGGUGGUGGAGGUGGAGGGCGUGCUGUUUGCAUUGGGCGGCAACGAUGGCAGCUCCUCGCUGAACUCUGUGGAGCGCUACGAUCCGCGGCUGAACAAGUGGAGCGUGGUGAAUGCGAUGGUGGCGCGUCGCAGCUCUGUGGGCGCGGCGGUGCUGGAGUGCUUCCAUUUGGAGCGCGGACUGGUGCAGACGACGAACUUAUGACCCCCUCCGCCGCUGAGCAGCAUCAGCGAAUCCUUCGCCGCUGCCACAGCGAACGGCGCUAGCAGCAGCAGCGGCACCAGUGGAACUCUGAAUGUGCCCAGCCGGGCUGAGGCCGCUGCUUUUACGGCCAACAUUGCUUUGAGCUCCUCGGCGCCUUCGGCUAGCUCCACAUUGCGUCGCCAUCGACGUGAGACGCCAGCGCUGGCAGAGAGUCGGCGUGCCAAUAGCAAUGCCAGCAGCAGCAGCAGCAACGGCAGCAGCAGCGGCAACAACAGCGAGAGCAGCACCGUUGGCACAGGUGGGAAAACACCGGCGACCGCCUGAUCCUGGUCGAUGUCGAGCUGGCGACAUCCCUAAACAAAAUCACACUAAACUAACAUAUAUACAAAGCUAACCCCAACGCGCCUAUGGCAGGAAUUAUGAUUGAUUGAUUGUUCGAGUUCGUUAUUAUAAAUAGAUAUGAUAUGAUAUGAUAUAGUAGAUAUAUAUAUAUGAGCAUUGCUAUGGGAAUAGCUAAUGGCGUCUUAACUGAGAAAUCAGGCCACAUUUUUAUUGCUCAAGUAGUAGAUCAACAAAACAACACCAAAAAUUAAUCAAUUUGUAUUUAAAGUGUUUGUUCCACAAUUCGACUUCGAAUUCGAAAUCGAAUACACUUUAAAUACAUCAAGUUCUAUUGUUAGGCUUAUGCAAAGGAUUUGAUAUAGAGUUUAUAUAGUGUAGUAGAAUAUUCCCUAUUCCAAUUUUCCAGCAAACUUUGAUAAUUCUAGUGUAUUCAUUAUCACUAGAAUUUGUAAGCUGUACUGCAUGGAAUUUACUUUAUAAACGAGCUAUAUAACUCACUGAACCACAAUUUGAAAUUUUACUUUACAGCAUAAGCAUAACAAUAGAUAUAUAUAUAUAUAGACAUAUAUAUAAAUAUACACACACAUAUUUCUAGUCAAGAUCUCGCACGAACUUAAAAACACUCCCAUAUGUAAUAGCGAUACAAGGAAGGAACCUAAUCUGCCUACAAUUUAUACAUUGAAUCUAUCUAUACAUACAUAUUAUAAAUUAUACUAUAUAUAUAUACAUACGAUUAUAUAUAUAUAUACACCACACCACUCUCUUAUGUACUAUUCUUAUGUAUUUUAUACAUGCAAUUAUUAUAACAUAUAAGUAAAUGUUUCGUAUUUGAUGAAA
Messenger RNA from Drosophila mojavensis, 3445 nucleotides. RefSeq names its product kelch-like protein 17. The record is from RefSeq and is a predicted model, not a curated record. The coding region runs from base 413 to 2266 and encodes 617 amino acids. The transcript is spliced from 6 exons. Lineage: Eukaryota; Metazoa; Arthropoda; Insecta; Diptera; Drosophilidae. Gene Ontology annotation, molecular function: protein binding.